AGCUGAGCUAAGCCAACGUGUUUGCCUUAACCCUCGCCUGUUCGAGAUGCGUGUUCCCCGUCGACCUUUUCUUCCACCAUCCUACUCAUACCCUUUCUGUUUUCUCGCUAGACGAAAAAAUGCGUGAAGUCAUCUCCGUUCAUGUCGGUCAGGCUGGUGUCCAGAUCGGCAACGCUUGCUGUAAGUUCAGUCCUGAAAGAAUCGGCAACUGGCAUGGGUUGUAUGCGCGAUAUGCCUGCAAAGACGCGUCGAUAUGUUAUCCAAAGGGAGUUGUAUACCGUCGAGCACGGUCUCAGUCCCGAUGGACGUCUGAUUGAGGGCUCUCCUUCAGCUCACGAUGAUGGCUUCAGCACCUUUUUCUCGGAGACCUCCUCUGGAAAGCACGUCCCUCGUUCACUCUACGUUGACCUUGAGCCCAAUGUCAUCGAUGAGGUCCGAAGUGGCACGUACAGGAGUCUCUUCCACCCGGAGACUCUUGUUACCGGCAAGGAGGAUGCCGCUAGCAACUAUGCCCGCGGUCACUACACGGUGGGCAAGGAGCAGAUCGACACGGUGAUGGAUAAGAUUCGCCGCCUUGCAGACAACUGCAGUGGUCUUCAGGGCUUCUUCGUGUUCCACUCAUUCGGCGGUGGAACCGGUUCCGGUUUCGGUGCGCUAGUCCUCGAGAGGCUCUCUACCGAUUACGGCAAGAAGUCCAAGCUCGAAUUUAGCGUGUACCCUGCUCCCACUAUGGCCAAUUCUGUCGUUGAACCUUACAACUCUGUCUUGACGACCCACACCACCCUUGAGCACUCUGACUGCUCAUUCAUGGUUGAUAACGAAGCUCUUUACGAUAUUUGCAAGAAGCGAUUGAACAUUACUUCUCCAAGCUUCACCAAUUUGAACCGACUUAUUGCCCAGGUUGUCUCCUCCAUCACCGCAUCUCUUCGUUUCGAUGGUUCUUUGAACGUUGAUUUGAAUGAGUUCCAGACCAACUUGGUUCCUUUCCCUCGUAUUCACUUCCCCUUAGCCACUUUCGCCCCCAUCAUCUCCGCUGAGAAGGCCCACCACGAGCAGAACUCCGUUGCUGACAUGACCUUCUCUUGUUUCGAGACUGGCAACCAAAUGGUUAAGUGCGAUCCUCGUGAGGGCAAAUACAUGGCUUGCGCUCUUCUCUACCGUGGCGAUGUUGUCUCCAAGGAUGUCAACGCCGCUGUCAGCAUCAUCAAGACUAAGCGUACCAUCCAGUUCGUCGACUGGUGCCCUACUGGCUUCAAGCUCGGUGUUUGCAACGAGCCCCCCGCACAUAUCCCUGGUGGUGAUCUCGCUAAGGUCUCCCGCAGUCUCUGCAUGUUGUCGAACACGACCGCCAUCUCCACCGCUUGGAGUCGUCUCGACCACAAGUUUGACCUCCUAUACUCCAAGCGUGCCUUCGUUCACUGGUAUGUCGGUGAAGGUAUGGAGGAGGGUGAGUUCUCUGAGGCUCGUGAGGAUCUUGCUGCUCUCGAGAAAGACUACGAGGAAGUUGGUCUUGACACUGCUGACCAGGAGGAAAUUGGCGAGUAUUAGAGGGAUUCGUAGUCUGAAGUAGUUGUUUCUGCAUGGUUCCUUUUUUCAUUUUGAUUUCCUUUGACCCCUUCACGAAGUUUACCACUGCCGUCGAUAUCCCAGCUUGUUCUUUCUACUUGCAUUUUCAAUCAUACCAUCGUUAUAGUGAGGCCUAAUUACACACGUUGAACAAUGGAAGCCUAGUGUCUGGAAUUGUCAUCCGGAUGUUUUAUUAUGAGAAAUGUCCCAGAAAGGCAGGAGUUGAUGGCUGGAUGAACUUAUUUUCUGUUGUUCCGAAUCCCGCACCAUAGU
Messenger RNA from Somion occarium, 1839 nucleotides. Lineage: Eukaryota; Fungi; Basidiomycota; Agaricomycetes; Polyporales; Cerrenaceae. The record is from the annotation of a GenBank genome assembly.